Molecule: messenger RNA, 4341 nt
Organism: Miniopterus natalensis
Lineage: Eukaryota; Metazoa; Chordata; Mammalia; Chiroptera; Miniopteridae
Source: RefSeq, a predicted model, not a curated record
AUGUUUAUACAUUGUUUAUAUUGUCUUCAGAGUAUCCUGGCUUUAAAUCCUCGAACACAAACUCAUGCAACUCUGCGUUCAACUUCGGCCAAGAAAUUAGACAAGAAACAUUGGAAAAGAAAUCCCGAUAAGAACUGCUUUGAUUGCGAGAAGCUGGAGAAUAAUUUUGAUGACAUCAAGCACACGACUCUGGGUGAGCGAGGAGCCCUCCGAGAAGCAAUGAGGUGCCUGAAGUGUGCGGACGCCCCCUGUCAGCAGAGCUGCCCCACGAACCUGGAUGUCAAGUCCUUCAUCACCAGCAUCGCAAACAAGAACUAUUAUGGAGCUGCCAAAAUGAUCUUUUCAGACAACCCCCUGGGUCUGACCUGUGGAAUGGUGUGUCCAACCUCCGAUCUCUGUGUAGGUGGAUGCAAUUUGUAUGCCACCGAGGAGGGACCAAUUAACAUCGGUGGACUGCAGCAGUUUGCUACUGAGGUGUUCAAAGCAAUGAACAUACCGCAGAUCAGGAAUCCGUCUCUGCCUCCCCCGGAGGAGAUGCCCGAGGCCUACUCGGCGAAGAUCGCUCUCCUCGGAGCCGGGCCGGCCAGUAUAAGCUGCGCUUCCUUUUUGGCUCGACUAGGCUACUCUGACAUCACGAUAUUUGAGAAACAAGAUUACGUCGGUGGUUUAAGCACGUCUGAAAUCCCUCAGUUCCGGCUGCCAUAUGACGUUGUACAUUUUGAGAUCGAGCUCAUGAAGGACCUCGGCGUGAAGAUAGUUUGUGGCAAAAGCCUUUCGGCGAAUGAAAUCACUCUCCGCACGCUGAAGGCAGAGGGGUACAAAGCCGCUUUCAUCGGCAUCGGUUUGCCGGAACCCAAUAAGGACCCCAUCUUCCACGGCCUGACGCAGGAGCAGGGGUUUUACACAUCCAAGGACUUUCUGCCUCUCGUAGCCAAAGGCAGUAAAGCAGGCAUGUGCGCCUGCCGCUCCCCGCUGCCAUCGGUCGGGGGCGCCGUGAUCGUCCUGGGAGCCGGAGACACCGCCUUCGACUGCGCGACCUCGGCCCUGCGCUGUGGCGCCCGCCGCGUGUUCGUGGUCUUCAGAAAAGGCUUCGGGAACAUCAGAGCCGUCCCCGAGGAGAUGGAGCUCGCCAAGGAAGAGAAGUGCGAAUUCCUGCCGUUCCUGGCCCCACGGAAGGUCAUCGUGAAAGGGGGGAGAAUCGUGGGGAUGCAGUUCGUCCGGACAGAGCAGGACGAGUCAGGGAGCUGGCGCGAGGAUGGGGAGCAGAGCGUGCAGCUGAAAGCGGACGUGGUCAUCAGCGCCUUCGGCUCGGUCCUCAGUGACCCUCAAGUAAAAGAAGCCUUGAGCCCGAUCAAAUUUAACAGAUGGGGUCUCCCAGAAGUAGAUCCGGAAACUAUGCAAACCAGCGAACCCUGGGUGUUUGCGGGCGGCGAUGUCGUCGGAAUGGCCAACACGACCGUGGAAUCGGUGAAUGACGGGAAACAGGCCUCCUGGUUCAUGCACAGAUAUAUUCAGUCACAGUGCGGAGCCACCGUUCCCGCCACACCCACGCUGCCCCUCUUCCACACGCCCGUGGACCUGGUGGACAUCAGCGUGGAGAUGGCUGGGCUGAAGUUCGCCAACCCCUUUGGUCUUGCUAGUGCCACGCCAGCCACGAGUUCCACGAUGAUCCGGAGGGCGUUUGAGGCCGGCUGGGGUUUCGCCGUGACCAAAACUUUCUCUCUGGAUAAGGACAUCGUGACCAAUGUCUCGCCCAGGAUCAUCCGGGGGACCACCUCCGGCCCCACGUACGGCCCCGGACAGAGCUCCUUCCUCAACAUCGAGCUCAUCAGCGAGAAAACCGCGGCCUAUUGGUGUCAGAGUGUCGCCGAGCUCAAGGCCGACUUUCCAGACAAAGUCCUGAUCGCCAGCAUCAUGUGCAGCUACAGCAAGGACGACUGGAUGGCGCUCGCCAGGAUGGCCGAGGCUUCUGGAGCGGAUGCCCUGGAGUUAAACCUGUCGUGUCCACACGGCAUGGGCGAAAGGGGAAUGGGCCUGGCCUGCGGGCAGGAUCCAGAGCUGGUGAGGAACAUCUGUCGCUGGAUUCGGCAAGCUGUUCGGGUUCCUUUUUUUGCCAAGUUGACCCCAAAUGUCACCGAUAUCGUCAGCAUCGCGAGAGCUGCAAAGGAAGGUGGCGCAGAUGGUGUUACCGCCACCAACACGGUCUCGGGCCUGAUGGGACUCAAAGCCGACGGCACCCCCUGGCCAGCAGUGGGCAUUGGGAAGCGGACCACAUAUGGAGGAGUGUCUGGGACGGCCAUCCGGCCUGUCGCCCUGAGGGCCGUGACCGCCAUUGCCCGCGCGCUGCCCGGAUUUCCCAUUCUGGCCACGGGUGGAAUCGACUCGGCCGAGAGCGGUCUCCAGUUUCUCCACAGUGGAGCUUCGGUCCUCCAGGUGUGCAGCGCAGUCCAGAACCAGGACUUCACGGUGAUCGGCGACUACUGCACCGGCCUCCGCGCCCUGCUCUACCUGAGGAGCCUCGAGGAGCUGCGGGACUGGGACGGACAGAGCCCCGCCACCCCGCGCCACCAGAAGGGGAAGCCGGUCCCUCGCAUCCAGGAGCUCACGGGAAAGAAACUGCCAAGUUUUGGACCUUACCUUGAGCAACGCAAGAAAAUCAUAGCUGAGAACAAGCUUAAACUGAAAGGAGGAAAUGAAGCCUGUCUGCCCCUCAAGAGACAGCUGUUUAUCCCCAAAAAGCCUAUUCCCACCAUCAAGGACGUCAUUGGGAAGACGCUGCAGCACCUGGGGGCCUUCGGCGACCUGAGCACCGUGGAGCAGGUGGUGGCCACGAUCGACGAGGAGAUGUGCAUCAACUGCGGCAAGUGCUACAUGACCUGCAACGACUCCGGCUACCAGGCCAUCCAGUUUCACCCCGAGACGCACCUGCCCAGCGUGACGGACGGCUGCACCGGCUGCACCCUGUGUCUCAGCGUCUGCCCCAUAAUCGACUGCAUCCGGAUGGUCGCCAGGACCACCCCGUAUGAACCGAAGAGGGGCGUGCCCUUAACCGUGAACCCCGUGUGCUAAGGUGAUUUGUGAAACCACCUGUGACCUUCAAGGUCACCCACAAAUGCUGAUCUUUCUCGUGAUCAUUUGACUCAGCUCUUUCAAAAUGAAAACAGAUACAUAAUGUCUUGAUAAAAAUCUAGUCUCUAAGUAAAUUUCGAAAUUAUAAAAAAAAAAGCCUGCUACCAGGGACCACUCAAUUAAUGGUCAUAACAUAAAAUAAUUCUCCGAGGAGAGUUGUUAAAUAGCUGUGUGGCCGUUAAUUGGAUGUUCACCAUCAGCUGUUCAUUGUGCAAAGUAUUAAUGUUUUGUGGCAAUUAAUGCAACAGUUUCCAAAUUGCCCGAUGCUGUGCUCUGGCUUUGAUUUCUAAUUGUAAACGAAAUUAAGUAUUUCAGACCAAAGCACAAUUUAACAUAUAAGAAAAUGUUUCCAAGGAAACAUUUUAUAAUUAAAAAUUACACUUAAUUUUAACCCUGUUUCUAAGCAAACAUAAUUAGCUACAGAAAGCACAGAAGAAGAAAGUCAAAUAAUUGUUUUACUGUGGCUGGAGGAAAAAAAAUAUCCAAAGGGGGUUUGUACAACAUUGUAAAGGCCCCUUUGCUAAAAUAGCUUCCUUUGGGGGCUGGAUACUAGACGUGAGAGUAUUUUAACCAUUCCUGUCAGUCUGCCACCCGCCACUCGGGCCUGAGACGUGUCCAGACCCCUCCAGUGAACCAACAUGACACCCUUCUUUAAAACUUAAACUACGCUCCUAACAAAACGCGGCGUUAGGAUGGCCCCCUGGUGAAAGCCGCGCUCACGGGGCACAGAUCUGCUCCGCCCGAUUUUAAUAAUACCCUGCACUAGGGCAACUGCCGCCUGAGCUACACCCGGUGAGGCAGCCUGGGCUUGGCUGCUCGAGACUGAAAAACCCGGCGCUGGCAAUAUGUGUCCAACGGGCGAGACAGGUCCGCUGCCCUCCAUUCUCGUGUCUACGUUACAUUUCAGAAGCCAUGGAAUAAAAAAGCAAUAUAUUUUUCUGCAAUUGCCAAACAAUAUUUUUGCAUUUCUCUAUUUUCAUAAUCAGCAAAUGACACCCUAUAAUUCAUAUAUCUCUUUAUUUGUAGCCUCUUUUCAUAGGAACUCAUAAGUAGUCAAUCUUUAAGUAACCACACGUGGCAUAUUUCUGUGACAAAUGCGAGGCCUAGAAAAAUAAAAUGUUUGAUGAUGCACUUUUUUAGAAAUGAACAUUUAGCACAGAAUCUAUAUGACUGAAUAAUAUCAAAUAAAAUUUCAUAAAGCAUUUUAACGCA